Molecule: messenger RNA, 3032 nt
Organism: Archocentrus centrarchus (flier cichlid)
Lineage: Eukaryota; Metazoa; Chordata; Actinopteri; Cichliformes; Cichlidae
Gene: desi1b
Product: desumoylating isopeptidase 1b
Exons: 6
Coding region: 336-833 (165 amino acids)
Biological process (GO): protein modification by small protein removal
Molecular function (GO): peptidase activity
Source: RefSeq, a predicted model, not a curated record
UGGGAGUUUGCCUGUCCAUCUAAGAUAUUGGCCAAUCCUGUUGAGGUAGGCGGGGUUAGCUGGAUGGGCAGUCUUCCUGUGUUAUCGUUUACAGACAGUGACACAGCACUGGCUUCGACACCCGGCAGCUUCAAGUUACGUAUAAGUAUACUGUUUUACUUCAAAGUUUAUACGGUUUUUUUUGGUUUGUUUUUGUUUUUUUUUAAAUACUUUCUGAUAGUUCCGCCACCACAAGCUUUGUUUAACUUUUCUUUGCUACCGGUGAGCUAGCCAGCCGUAACUUUCUAGAAGGUUAGAGCCGCAUUGUCGUUUCCAAGAAAUCACUUUGUGUUAUCAUGGACCAGACUGACUCCUAUCCGGUGAAACUUUACAUUUACGACAUGUCCAAAGGCAUGGCCCGUCAGCUGAGUGUCCCCAUGCUGGGGAGACACAUUGACGGGAUAUGGCACACGGCUAUUGUUGUGCACGGGAAGGAGUACUUCUUCGGUGGAUCAAUAGGGAUCUCCAGCUGUGCACCUGGCGGCACCCCGUUGGGUGACCCUGAUUGUGUAGUUGAGAUGGGCUUCACUGAAGUGCCUGGAGAGAUUUUUAUGGAGUAUUUAACUUCACUGGCUGAUUCCACAUACAGAGGUGACAAGUACAACUUGUUUGAGCACAACUGCAACACUUUCAGCAACGAGGUGGCUCAAUUCCUGACAGGCAAAAAGAUCCCAUCGUACAUCACUGACCUUCCCUCUGACAUACUCUCCACGCCUUUUGGCCAGGUUCUCCGUCCCCUCUUGGAUUCCAUGGUCAUAAAUCCCGGAGGAAACAGCAUAACUGGACAACCAUAGAUGGAGUCAUCGCUAUUUCAAAACAAAAUACUUGAUAGCAUCCCUGCCUGAGGUUAACAAGUCGCUUUUCUAUUUAAUCAGCCAUCAAUUACUAUUAUUCACUUAUUCAGUAUAUUCUAUGUAUGUGAGGGUUGAAGUGUGCCAGCCACUGUGGCCAGGGGACUAAAAAUAGAUUUUAUACUUGGUUAAUAUACAUUAACAUGUUUAGAGAUUACUUUUUCUUGGGUCAGUAAGAUCGUUAUACAUGCAGAUCUUCUGGAUUUGUUUAAAGUUGUCAUUUUCAAGGCAGAAUUCAUCCUCUCAUGUGCUGCUACUCCUGAAAGGCUUUUUCAAAAGGCAUUGUCAUCCUCUCCUGUGGUGCUUCAUUAUGGCAGUCUGUCACAAAGUGUAUUACAAUGAGAAAUCAAAUGAUGUGUACAGAAGAAUCCGCCGAUCGUGCCGUCACCUUGUGCGCAUAACUAGCACAGGCCUCGUCUUCCAACCUUUUUGUCUUAAUGUCUCCUAAUGGAUGUCUUGAUUUCCUUCAUCCUCUCACCUUCUUAUAGUCAUUCAUACAGAUUAUGACAGUUUAACACAGUUUUCAUGAACAGUGGGCCUUAUAUGAGUUUUCUUUCUUCAGCAAUUAUUGUGAGAUGGAGAGAUGGCACUCAGAGAAUGCUAAAUUUAAAUCUCUGGGACAUUUUCUAUCAUUUUAAAUCUUCUUAAAACCUUAUUUUGGAGCCAAAUCAUGAAACCCUUUAAGCAUCUCUUUUUUUGCCCCAAGAUUUGACUGUUAUUUCAGUACAUGGAGUUUUUAUGUCCCAGUGACCUUUGAAAUGAAAGCUACUUUAGAAACUGCUUCAAAAUAACUACCCAAAUAAGUGCCUAGAGGCAGUUAAAGAAGACUGGCAGGACCAGGAUUGUGGUUUCUCUUCAUGUUCUGAGACUUUAUUUUUUUAAAAAUGUGCCUGUUUCAAAUGGGUGUUAAAAAUGGGAGUCUAAAGACUCUGAAUGUGUUGCUUUAGUAACAGUUUGCUAGAUGUGUAUCAACAUAUACACAGUGCAAAGAUGUAACUGAAGACUUUUAGUAUUUUUCACUAUAUUUUGGGAAGAUUCUGAAUCUGAAUUUGAGUCCAUCACCAAAAAUGAGUUACUUGUUCACAGUUUGGUAACGUUUUAGUGCACUGUUCUUGUGUUGGUGUUUGUACUUGUCGAGGCACUCUCCCUGGCUUUUUUAUUUUACUUGCCAUGCUGUACUCCCCAAGGGGCCAGGCUGGCUCAGUUAAAACUGUUGUCUUUUUAUGUGAGUUUAAAAAAAAUAGUUUGACCAAAUCUGAGGUUUCAUCUUUAGCAUGUAACCUCUAAGUUGUGUUUUACACCUGGAAACAUCUGAACACGGGGAAUUUUUUUUUUAAUUAUUUAUUUUUAAAUUCAGGACCAGUCAGCUUAUGCAGCUUUCAUUUUAGAGUUUGUUCAGACUGUUACAUAUCUGACAUGUUUUACGUCUGACAACAUGGAUUGCUAAAGAAUUUAUACAGUUUGUAUUUACAUAAUUAAAUCAUACAUAGAAAACUGUGCGUAGCAACCACUUACCUCCAUCGCUGUUCUAGCCAACAGUGUCUAAUCAUUGUUUUUGGACAUCCAUUAUUUUCUUAAUGUUGUUUAACCUGUUGCUUUUUUACCUACUUGAUCAUACAUAAAGGGGAAUGUGUAGCUCAUUAAUGCACGAGGCUUAGAAAGGCAAUCAUUUUGCUUAUAUUCAGGUAUAAAUAGGCCUUCAUUUUAUUCUUAUUGUGAAUCUAAAAUGAGUGAAUUAAAUCUGAACUUGUUGGAAAAGACAUUCACUAUAAUAAAAAAAAAAAGAUGUGCUUACGAGCAGAGGGGUCACAUGGCUUAUAUAAAUGUUUGUCUUUAAAAUGAUUAAUAUAAAUAUUUGUUAACCCUCUGAUGUCUAAACCAUCAUUGGUGGUAACCCUACCCUAAUCCUAUAUUUUGGAGAGAGGUAAAACUGGUUUGAUGUGUGCAAGGUAGAUUAUUUUCUUUCUUCCCUGAUUGCCAAGACUUUGGAGAAUAAUUUAAUAAAAACAAAAAUUCAGACUGUCCAGGGUUAGAAUUGGGGGCGAUCAGCGAUGAUGACUUAGACCUCAGAGGGCAAAAGUUCUAAAUUUGCACUUUAUUAAAUGUGUGACAUUUUCAAAUAUCUUCCAUUAAAAUUGUUAU